Messenger RNA from Salvia miltiorrhiza (redroot sage), 1984 nucleotides. RefSeq names its product cytochrome P450 CYP72A219-like. The record is from RefSeq and is a predicted model, not a curated record. Gene Ontology annotation, molecular function: iron ion binding; monooxygenase activity; heme binding. Lineage: Eukaryota; Viridiplantae; Streptophyta; Magnoliopsida; Lamiales; Lamiaceae. The coding region runs from base 274 to 1815 and encodes 513 amino acids. The transcript has 5 exons.
AAAUUUACUCCAUAUACAUAUCUGAUCUGAUCUCAUAAUUUUCCUUUUUUGAGAAAUGAUCUCAUAAUUUUCCUUAAAAUAGAAAUUCGUCAAUUUUAUUUAAAAAAACUUCCACUUACUGAUUGCCGAAGAAAACGACAAAUUGGAAAAAUCAAAGAAUUCAAACAAAACUACUCUUUCAGUUAAAUACUUUUCUUCUCAGCUAGCUAUCGAUCAUCUUCUAUAAACUUCUUCCCUCUUCUCCUUCAGUGCAAAAAAAUCAAUCAAUUAAGCAUGGAUGUUUUCAUUUCUACAGUGCAAAUUUCUUGCGGUGUAGUAGCUCUUAUAUAUCUAUGGAAGCUAUUGAAUUGGGUGUGGUUUACCCCCAAAAAACUCGAAAAAAUCCUGCGACAGCAGGGCUUCAACGGAAAUUCUUACAAGCUUUUCUAUGGAGAUUUCAAAGAGAUAAGGAGCAUCGCCAAAGAAGCCGUGUCCAAACCUAUGAAUUUUUCAAACGAUAUUGCGCCUAGAGCUAUUCCCAUCUACCACCAAACCUGCAAAAGAUACGGUGAGAAAAGUUUUAAUUGGUUUGGACCAAAGCCUGCAAUAAACAUCACAGAGCCUGAAAUGAUACGAGAGAUCACUUCCAAGAAUUAUGUUUACCUGAAGCCUACUGGUAAUCCAUUUGGUAAGAUGCUCGCGAAAGGGGUAGCAUCAUACGAGACGGAUAAAUGGGCCAAGCACAGAAAACUCAUCAACCCCGCCUUCCACGUCGACAAAUUGAAGCAUAUGGUUCCAUCGUUCUACUUGAGCUGCGGUGAAAUGUUGAGCAAAUGGGAUGAGAUUGUGGGAAAUGGAAAUGAAGGUGAGGUGGAUGUGUGGCCUCAUCUUCAGACAAUGACGAGCGAUGUGAUUUCAAGAACUGCGUUUGGGAGUAGCUACGAGGAAGGAAGAAAGAUAUUUGAACUACAAAGAGAGCAGAGCAAGCUCAUCAUGGAGUCUACUCGCUCUCUCUAUAUCCCUGGAUGGAGGUUUGUGCCGACGAAAUUCAACAGCAGAAUGAAAGAACUUGCGACGGAAAUAAGAUCAUUGGUGCUCGGAAUCAUCAAGAAAAGAAUGAAUGCAGCAGAAGGUAGCGCUGACGACUUAUUGGGAUUACUAUUGGAGUCCAAUUUGAAGGAGAUGAAACAGCACGGAAAUGAGUCCGGCAUGAGCAUCGAGGAAGUGAUGGAGGAGUGCAAGCUCUUCUACUUCGCCGGCCAGGAGACCACCUCGUCUCUGCUCGUUUGGACAAUGAUCCUUUUAAGCAAGCACGACGACUGGCAAGCCCGUGCCAGGGACGAGGUUCUGCAAGUGUUCGGGAGAGGGAAGCCCGACUACCAGGAGCUAAACCACCUCAAAACGGUCAACAUGAUCCUCCACGAGGCGCUGAGGCUAUACCCGCCGGGGGUGUCGCUUACAAGGUCGACUCACAAGGAAGCUCGAUUUGGGGAGAUUAGUAUACCGGCAGGGGUGCAGCUCGUGCUCCCGGUGCUGGCGGUGCACCACAACACCCGGCUGUGGGGGGACGAUGCGACCAGCUUCAAACCGGAGAGGUUCGCUGAAGGGGUGUCGAAGGCGACGCAAGGGCAGCUGGUGUAUUUUCCCUUCGGUUGGGGGCCGAGGAUCUGUAUAGGGCAGAACUUCGCAAUGUUGGAAGCUAAAAUGGCGAUGGCUAUGAUUCUGCAGCGGUUUUCGUUCCGGCUGUCGCCGUCGUAUACGCAUGCUCCUCAUACGGUCAUCAUUCUCCAACCUCAACAUGGAGCACACUUGAUCCUUACCAAACUACAACAAUAAUGUAGAUAUAGGAUUGGGAUUAAAAAGAACUUCAUUUAAAAAUUACGAAUUACUUGCACUUAACAUAUAAAGUAUCUGUACUUUCGUGUUGUUGGAUUCGAAUCUCAUAGGUAAAGCAAUUAUAGGAUAGUUAUAAGACCACGAAAGUAUAAUUACUUUAUACGUGCAA